AUGGGUAGUGUAAGGUGUAGUUUAUCAACAGUAGGAAAAUAUGCUUUUAUUGUCAGGAGCACAAAGUUACAGCAUGGGAUAAUCUCCGCAAUAUAUAACAGCAGUGUCCUUCAAGCCCGGGGAAUAUCUACUAGUAUUAUUUUAUGUAAAACCACGACAGAUCCUCCAAAGGGCUUCAACCCACCUCCACCUCCUUCUAAGGAUUCCGGCAGCGGAGGCGGAAAAAAUAAAAAUACCCUCUCUUGUCCAAAAUGUGGCGAUCCAUGUACCCAUGUUGAAACAUUUGUCAGUUCUACGAGAUUUGUAAAAUGCGAAAAAUGUCAUCACUUUUUUGUCGUUUUAAGUGAAAUGGAUAGUAAAAAGAAAGAAGGCGUAGAUGCCAAAACUGGACAACACAAAAAACCACCUCCUCCGCCAAAGAAGAUUUACGAUUAUUUAAAUAAGCACGUAGUAGGACAGGAUUACGCUAAGAAGGUUUUAGCUGUAGCAGUUUAUAAUCAUUAUAAAAGAAUUUAUAAUAAUAACCCUGGUCAUUCCAAUCCCAGGCAAGAUAUGGCUGUUAUGGAACAUGGACCUCACAGUAUGACACAUAGAGAUCAGCCACAUAUAACCGGUUUAGGUAAUCCUUCAUUAGGUUUGAACUUCGGCGGUCCCUUUGAAACGCAGACGGUUACAUCAAAAACGGGCCAGGGUUCUGAGAUUUUGGAAAGAACUAGUCACGAUCUGAAGUUAGAGAAGAGUAACAUUCUGCUUCUUGGGCCUACUGGAUCAGGAAAAACUCUUCUUGCUCAAACAAUAGCUCAAUGCCUGGAUGUGCCUUUUGCAAUAUGCGACUGUACUACUCUAACUCAAGCAGGAUAUGUUGGCGAAGACAUAGAAAGUGUAAUUGGAAAAUUGUUGCAGGAUGCAGGUUAUAGUGUAGAAAGGGCACAGGUUGGAAUAGUCUUCUUAGACGAAGUGGAUAAAAUUGGUGCUGUACCUGGUAUACAUCAACUUAGAGACGUAGGAGGCGAGGGAGUACAACAGGGUAUGUUAAAAAUGCUGGAAGGAACUGUUGUAAAUGUUCCCGAACGAAAUUCUCCUAGAAAAUUACGAGGUGAAACUAUUCAGGUGGACACAACAAAUAUUCUGUUUGUUGCGAGUGGUGCUUACAAUGGUUUGGAAAGGUUGAUACAGAGGAGAAAUAAUGAAAAUUAUCUUGGAUUUGGUGCUCCGGUGACGACAGGUAAAGGUAGACGAGCCGUCGCUCAAGAAGCAACAUUACAUCACUCUUCGCAAUCUGCUGAAGAAGAAAAUAAUGAAAAAGAUGCAGCUCUAAGACAAGUACAAGCUAGAGACCUUAUAGAUUUUGGAAUGAUACCAGAAUUCGUAGGAAGGUUUCCAGUGUUAGUUCCUUUUCAUUCACUAGAUCAAGGCAUGCUAGUAAGAAUUUUAACAGAACCUAAAAAUGCUUUGGUUCCCCAGUACAAACGGCUCUUAUCUAUGGAUAGUUGUGAUCUUAGUUUUACACUCGAUGCAUUAAAUGCCAUUGCUCAUUUGGCUAUGGAAAGAAAAACAGGUGCUAGAGGAUUACGAGCGAUAAUGGAAAGUCUCUUAUUAGAGCCAAUGUUUGAAGUUCCUGGUGCUAAUAUCACCGAAGUAAAAGUUACUGAAGAUUAUGUAAGGGGCAAAUGCGAACCCAUUUACGUAAAAAACACAGAUGCUUCUAAUCCGGAACCCAACGAAGAAGACGAGUUCAACACAACGAUAAGAGUUAAACAAUGA
Messenger RNA from Psylliodes chrysocephalus, 1764 nucleotides. The record is from the annotation of a GenBank genome assembly. NCBI's taxonomy places the organism in Eukaryota, Metazoa, Arthropoda, Insecta, Coleoptera, Chrysomelidae.